GAGGAGCCAUUUAGAACUGCUCCUUAUAAAAACAAGUAAAAAUGGGAUAUGCUGCUAAAUAGACAGAUGAUUGCUUUAUCCAUAGUCCUUCCUCCUCUAUUUUAAAAUGAAGUAGCUCCCAUACGUGUGACAUCUGUGCUCUUCAUUUGAAGGCAGAGAGAGUCAUUCAAGGAUGCAUCAGGCAGAGAGCAAGGGAGCAACACUGGUUACAGAAAAAGCUAUGAAGUUUUUAGUAUGUAGAAUUUUUUUCAUGAACUCCUCCAAAAAAGUGUGUGUUUUUUAUGCAGUUCUCCAAAAAUAUAUUCAAAGUUUCCUAGAAGCCAGAUUUGAUACCUGUACAUUGGUAGAGUGACCUGGUUUUCCCAGCUACACUGGUUGUCUUAAAAUAUAUCCAAUGUUUCCACAAGGACUAAUGAAUAAGGAGUAACCUGAAGUGUAACCAGGCUAAACUAUGCUACAGAACCAGAUUUCUCCCUCCAAACUGAAAUGCUCCAGCUUAUUCUGAACUCAUGCCCUUUUCUUGUAGUGAGGUGUUUACAAACCAUCAGAUUUUACUUUUUAGAUUUAGGGUGUCCAAAGUGAGUUGUGCUUUAUGCUAACCAUUAACGACCUCAGAAUCAGGCCAUAUGUGUUUAAGCUGAAUGUGCAGAGGCAGACUGUCCUCUGCUCAUGCUGCAGUGCAUUAGCUAAUCUUUAAAGAAGGAUUAGUGAGAAGCUUUGUCCAUGGACAGGUUAGCUGUGGCUGUACCUGGCUGUGCAAGUUUGUCCAGGAUUCUCAGAGGUGUAUGAUACCAAUCAGUGUCUGGAGGCAAGAUGGUGGACUAGAUGGACCAGAGGUGCGAGCCAGGGUUACAACUUCCAGAAGUGAGGGGACAGACAGAGUAGUGCCUGCCUGGAUUCCUGUGCAGCACAAAACACUUGCCAUAUGUUGCAUCGUCAGAAGAGGAGUCUCAGGGAUUCACACACUUGGACUUUACUGAAUCAGGCUGCGUCUGCCAAGCAAUCUAGUCUGCAUUUUGGUUAGCUGAAGAUCAACCAGGAUUUUUCUGAUUAAAUCUACUUCUGAAUAAAAGAAUGCAUGGCAUAGAAAGAAGGUCUAAAUGCCUGUCUGAGACUAUUCUACUGAACCAGGGAUAAAUGUUGCUUCUCAAAGGUACUGCUACGUGAUUUACAAUGGAAAAAUUGCUCUGUGGCAUCCUGGUGUUUGGAAUGGCUGUCAUGGUCAAUGCUUGUCCCAAAUACUGCGUCUGUCAGAACCUGUCUGAGUCACUUGGGACUUUGUGUCCCUCAAAGGGUCUACUGUUUGUACCUCUAGACAUAGACCGAAGGACUGUUGAGCUUCGACUUGGGGGAAACUUUAUUAUUAAUAUCAGCCGACAGGAUUUUGCCAAUAUGUCUGGGCUUGUUGACCUCACAUUGUCCAGAAACACCAUCAGUUAUAUACAGCCGUACUCUUUCACUGACUUGGAGAGCCUUCGGUCUUUACAUCUGGACAGCAACAGGCUGCCUGACAUUGGAGAAGAUAUUUUGAGAGGCUUAAUAAACCUCCAGCACUUGAUUUUAAACAACAACCAGCUAACCAGCAUCUCUGAUGAAGCCUUUGAGGACUUUUUGCUGACGCUGGAAGACUUAGACCUUUCCUACAAUAACCUCCGAAGCAUUCCCUGGGAAUCUAUAAGGAAGAUGAUAAACUUGCACCAGCUCAGUUUAGAUCAUAACCUGAUAGACUAUAUAACAGAGGGGACGUUUGCAGAUCUUCAGAAAUUAGCCAGAUUGGAUCUAACAUCCAACAGACUUCAGAAGCUUCCCCCUGACCCUAUCUUUGCCAGAUCUCAAGUAAUUCCAUUAGCUGUUACCCCGUUUUCUCCACCUUUGUCUCUCAGCUUUGGGGGUAACCCACUGCAUUGCAACUGUGAGCUGUUGUGGUUGAGGAGACUUGACAGGGAUGAUGAUAUGGAAACCUGUGCUUCUCCUCCGAGUCUAAAAGGAAGGUACUUCUGGUAUGUACGGGAGGAAGAAUUUGUUUGUGAGCCUCCUCUUAUCACACAACACACUCACAAGUUGCUGGUUUUAGAAGGGCAAACUGCCACACUGAAAUGCAAAGCCAUUGGGGAUCCCACACCCAUCAUUCAUUGGGUGGCCCCUGAUGACCGCCUCAUCGGAAACUCUUCGAGGACAUCUGUCUAUGACAAUGGCACCUUAGAUAUUCUCAUCACCACAUCCAAGGAUUAUGGGACUUUCACGUGCAUAGCAGCCAAUGCUGCUGGAGAAUCUACUGCAACAAUAGAGCUCUCAAUUGUUCAGCUCCCUCAUCUCAGCAAUGGCACAGGCCGAGCUGCCCCACCAAAGUCCAGGCUUUCAGACAUCACCAGCUCCAGCAAGUCUAAUCGAGGGGAAACAAAAGGCCCACCAGAAAGGGCUGUCCUGGUGUCAGAAGUGACCACUACCUCAGCUUUGGUGAAGUGGACAGUGAGCAAGUCAGCCCCUCGGGUAAAAAUGUAUCAAUUGCAGUAUAACUGCUCGGAUGAUGAAGUCCUGAUCUACAGGAUGAUUCCUGCUACAAACAAAGCCUUUGUUGUAAACAACCUUGUUUCUGGAACAGGCUAUGACCUCUGUGUUCUGGCAAUGUGGGAUGACACCGCCACUACUCUUACUGCCACCAAUAUUGUGGGGUGUGCCCAAUUCUUCACCAAAGAAGACUACCCUCAGUGCCAGUCGAUGCACAGCCAUUUCCUGGGUGGGACCAUGAUUCUGAUAAUUGGGGGCAUCAUUGUGGCAACUCUGUUGGUGUUCAUUGUAAUACUCAUGGUCCGCUACAAGGUCUGCAACAACUCCCAGGGGAAGAUGUCCAGCGUCAGCAAUGUCUACUCACAGACAAAUGGAGCACAACCGGUUCAGAACGGGGUCCUGCCCCAAGUCAACCCCAAAGUGGUGGUGAGAAACGAACUUAUGGAGUUUAACUCUGGGUCUGUGAGAAGCAGCAUCUCCUCUUCUUCCAGCUCUAUGAAUAGCCGCGACUGUGAUAACUACAGCCUCCAGAGUGAACAGGGCACAUUGUCCAGUAAGUGGAGGCCCCCAUCCAGAUCAAAACACAACAUUGAUCGUCUAAUGGGAGCUUUUGCCUCCCUGGAACUGAAAUGUCAGAAAAAGGAGGAGACGACAGACUCCAGAACUUCCACGGCGGCCCGCCAUUCGGACAAAGAACCACUGCUGGGCCAGCCGGAGUCCAAAUUUCGCAGCCUCCUCAUGUUGCCUCUGGAGGGCAAAACUAAACGUAGCCAUUCUUUUGACAUGGGAGACUUUGCUACAUCUCAGUGUUGUACCUACCCAAAAAAGAUAACGAACAUUUGGACAAAGAGGAGCCUCUCGGUGAAUGGCAUGCUUUUACAGUAUGAUGACAAUGACCUAACAGGGGCAAAAGGGACUUAUGGGAGUUCAGAAUGGGUAAUGGAAAGCACAGUGUAGAUAUCAGUGUCUCCCCCCAUCUUCUCCACUUGUGUGUUAUAAAUCAUGGUUUGCUGCAGUAGCAUGCUGCUGCUGCAUUUGGAAAGAGAGGGGAGGAAAGGUUUUCAAUUGUACUGGCUAAAAAGAUAGGUAAAUAAAUAAGUAAUUGGGGUGCUAAAAGAGAAAGAACGUCUUGCAAUGUGAAUAGGCACAUAUGGCACCAUCCCUGUUGGUCCCCAGCUGAAACAUGUGUGAAUGUUUCAAGAAAUUUACUGUUGUAUUUAUCAUUGCUUUCCAAAAGUUUUUCAGAUUCUUGGUGAACUGUCAAACAAGAUUAAACAAAGAGGAUGAAAAGGGGUUUAAGAGCAUAAAUUUAAUUUUAAAGGUUUUCUUUCUUUUUUCUUUCUUUUUUCUUUUUUUUUUUCUUUU
Messenger RNA from Coturnix japonica (Japanese quail), 3873 nucleotides. RefSeq names its product leucine rich repeat and fibronectin type III domain containing 2 (gene LRFN2). The record is from RefSeq and is a predicted model, not a curated record. NCBI's taxonomy places the organism in Eukaryota, Metazoa, Chordata, Aves, Galliformes, Phasianidae. Gene Ontology annotation, cellular component: postsynaptic density membrane; cell surface. Gene Ontology annotation, molecular function: protein binding.